CGCGUUUUCAAAAGGAAUGUAAAAUGUGAGGUGAAGGGAGGAGAGCAGCACGGCUAUGCCGAGCUGAAUGAAGCUCCACCAAAAGUGGAAGACAACCCCGCGGACGCGUUCACGGACUCGUCGCUGUUUGCUCACUGGGGGCAGGAGCUGAGCCCCGAGCAGCGGCGGCUGGCGCUGAAGCAGUUCCAGUACUACGGCUACAACGCCUACCUGAGCGACCGGCUGCCGCUGGACAGGGCCCUGCCCGACCUGCGGCCCGGCGGGUGCAGAAACCUGACGUUUCCCGAGAGCCUUCCCGAGGUGAGCAUCGUGUUCAUCUUCGUUAACGAGGCGCUCUCGGUGAUCCUGCGCUCCAUCCACUCUGCCAUCAACCGCACUCCUGCCCACCUGCUCAAGGAGAUCAUCCUGGUGGAUGACAACAGCAACAACGAGGAGCUGAAGGAGAAGCUGCAGCAGUACGUGGACGAGGUGAACGGCCACAAGCCGGGUUUCAUCAAGGUUGUGCGGCACAGCAGGCAGGAGGGGCUGAUCCGGGCCCGGGUCAGCGGCUGGAGAGCGGCCACGGCGCCCGUCGUCGCGCUCUUCGACGCCCACGUGGAAUUCAGCGUGGGAUGGGCUGAACCUGUGCUCAGCAGGAUAAAAGAAAACAGAAGAAGAGUAAUUUCUCCAUCAUUCGAUAACAUUAAGUACGAUAACUUUGAAAUCGAGGAGUAUCCCCUCUCAGCACAGGGGUUUGACUGGGAGCUGUGGUGCCGCUAUCUGAACCCUCCUAAGUCCUGGUGGAAACUGGAGAACACAACUGCUCCCAUAAGAAGUCCUGCACUGAUUGGAUGCUUCAUAGUAGACAGAGAAUACUUCCAGGAGAUUGGAUUGCUGGAUGAAGGCAUGGAAGUGUACGGAGGAGAGAAUGUGGAGCUCGGAAUCAGGGUGUGGCAGUGUGGGGGAAGCGUGGAGGUUCUGCCCUGCUCCAGGAUUGCCCACAUUGAACGAGCACACAAGCCCUACACGGAGGAUCUGACUGCCCACGUCCGCAGGAACGCGCUCAGGGUGGCCGAGGUCUGGAUGGACGAGUUCAAGAGCCACGUCUACAUGGCCUGGAACAUCCCCCAGGAGGACUCUGGGAUCGAUAUUGGUGAUAUCUCAGAGAGGAAGGCCCUAAGGAAAAAGCUGCAGUGCAAGACCUUCAGGUGGUAUCUUGUCAGUGUGUAUCCAGAAAUGAGAAUGUACUCGGACACCGUGGCCUACGGGGUGCUGCAGAAUUCCCUGAAAAGUGAUUUGUGCCUUGACCAAGGGCCAGACACAGAGAAUAUCCCAAUCAUGUAUAUCUGCCACGGAAUGACACCACAGAAUGUUUAUUACACGAGCAGUCAGCAGCUGCACCUGGGUGUUCUGAGCCCCACCAUCGACGACGACGACAACAGGUGCCUGGUGGAUGUCAACAGCAGGCCCAGGCUCAUUGAAUGCAAUUAUGCCAAAGCCAAGAGAAUGAAGCUUUACUGGCAAUUUACUCAGGGAGGCCCUAUCCAGAACCGAAAAUCCAAGCGCUGCCUGGAACUGCAGGAAAACAAUGAAAACGAGUUUGGGUUUCAGCUGGUCCUUCAGAAGUGCACUGGGCAGCGCUGGUCCAUAACAAAUGUCCUGAGAAGCUUAGCAUCAUAGCAGACUAAAUUUUGUACCUGUUCCUUUUGCUACUGUGUAGCAAGUUCUGGUUGUGCCUGCUGUACUGUAUUCCUCCCGCUCCCCAGCCCCCAGCUCCUUCUCUCCCCUUUUUUGUCUCGGAUUUGAUUUUGUGAGUGUGUGGAAACAGGGUUUGUGGGCUGGAAAUGAGACGUUUUUAUUUCACAAUGAUGUUUUCAUGACAUUUAUAGAGAUGCUGAAUGACAGGUGACGGGUAGGCUAUCCUGAAAUAUUUUACAACUGUAAAUAGGAAGCAAAUGGAGAAUAUUUAUAACUCAAACUUUUAUUGAAUAAAAAAGUCCAAACACCA
Messenger RNA from Cyanistes caeruleus (blue tit), 1987 nucleotides. Lineage: Eukaryota; Metazoa; Chordata; Aves; Passeriformes; Paridae. The record is from RefSeq and is a predicted model, not a curated record.